UGAAACGCUGACAUGAGCAGUUCAAAAGCAAACUGCCCAAGCUUUCACAAAGUAUAAGAGGCUGUGGAAGCUGAGGUUAAAAUCAGCUCAGACGAAACAGCCACGAGAACCAUGGGCCAUGCCAUGAUCCUCAUCACUCUGCUGCUCUCCAUAUCCAUUGUUGAGACACGGAAACAUCUUGAAAACCAAACUGAGGAGGGUGAGACAUUUCCGUUUCAAUUCCAAUCCUCUGUAAAGGGAAAAGAUGUUGUCGAUAAAGAGAAGGAUACGCUGGUUACCUGUGGACUCUGCAAACUCGUUGUGUUCAAGUUGCAAAACAAGGUUGGCAGUUGUAAAAGCAAGGCAAAAAUCAUGAAGAUGCUGGACAAAUUUUGUGAUCUACUGAAUGUAAAACCACUCAAGACACCUUGCAAGAAAUUUGUUACAAAACAUGUCAAUACACUUAUAGACGCCCUCGUUAAAGCCCUCAUUCUGUGCAUCUUGGUGACCUGCUCAGUCUGGGCAGGUCCAGAAGAGUGA
Messenger RNA from Menidia menidia (Atlantic silverside), 519 nucleotides. NCBI's taxonomy places the organism in Eukaryota, Metazoa, Chordata, Actinopteri, Atheriniformes, Atherinopsidae. The record is from the annotation of a GenBank genome assembly.